CCCUCUAGUUGGCACUGAUGCCUAGGCAAAGCAACGAGGCACUGGCAUUACGAGCCCGGGCACGGCACCUCUUCCUCCGCAGUCGCCACGGGCACUGCCAGUCGGACGCGAGAGUGGUUGCUGGACACUGGACGAAGCCAGAAAAGAAGAAAAUGCCAGCUAAGCGCAUACCCACUAGUGAGACGCAAGAGGCGCUCACUGCAGCAGAAUUGGAACCCAUGACCCCCACAGAAGAGAAGAAGGAGGAUAACAAUGGCAAAACAGAACUCAAGAAAGAGCUCGGGUUGGUCGAAGGAAUAGCGAUCAUCUUGGGUAUUAUCAUUGGCUCAGGUAUUUUUAUAUCACCAAAGGGUGUACUGAAAGAGACAGGGAGCGUGGGUAUGUCCCUGGUGGUGUGGGUACUGUGUGGAUUUCUGUCCAUGAUCGGUGCCCUUUGCUAUGCUGAGCUGGGCACUUCCAUACCAAAAUCAGGAGGCGAUUAUGCAUAUAUCAAUACAGCAUUUGGAUCAUUACCUUCCUUUCUUUUCCUCUGGGUUGCAAAUCUUAUAUUUGUGCCAACAACUAAUGCCAUAAUGGGUCUCACAUUUGCUAAAUAUGUGAUACAGCCUUUCUUUCCCGAAUGUGAAUUGCCGAAUUCUGCUGUAAGACUCCUUGCAGCUCUUGCUAUCUGUUUCUUAACAUUCAUCAACUGCUGGAAUGUGCGUUUAACUACCAGACUACAGAAUUGCUUUAUGGUAACAAAAGUUGGUGCCCUCUGCAUUGUCAUCCUAGCUGGUCUUGUGACUAUUUGCAUGGGCAACACGCAAAACUUUGAGAAUUCAUUUGAAGGGACCAAGACAGACCCAGGAAGUAUUGCUGUGUCGUUCUAUUCUGGUAUCUUUUCUUAUGCUGGAUGGAACUACCUUAAUUUCAUGACAGAGGAACUGAAGAAUCCAUUUGUGAACUUACCUCGUGCCAUCUAUAUUUCACUGCCUCUGGUGACGUUAGUGUACGUGUUGGCAAAUGUAGGUUAUCUGGCUGUUCUCACACCCACAGAAAUGCUGGCGUCAGAUGCUAUUGCAGUGACAAUGGCCGACAAGCUCUUCCCUUACUGCAGUUGGAUCAUGCCAAUUCUCGUAGCAGUCUCAGCAUUCGGUGGUCUCUCUGUGCAUAUUAUGACGUCAUCAAGGUUAUGUUUUGUGGGUGCUCGGCAAGGACACUUCCCUGACUGCUUAGCGCUUAUUAAUUAUAAGUGUAACACCCCAACGCCUUCACUCUUCUUUCUUGGCUGCUUUUCACUCUUGUACCUGUGCACGACUGAUAUCUACAGCCUCAUCGAAUACUCAAGUUUUGUGGAGUCUUUGUUCAUCCUCAUCAGCAUAGCAGGACUCUUGUUUAUGAGAUGGCAAAGACCAAACAUGAUAAGACCUAUUAGAGUGAAUCUGUUGAUCCCAUGUGCAUUCUUCCUCAUCUGCGGCUUCUUAGUCUUCCUUCCACUUUACGUAAGGCCCUGGGAGGUUGGCAUGGGAAUAUUGAUCACUGUCAGUGGCAUACCCGCUUAUUUCCUGUUUGUCUACCCACAAAAUAAGCCUGCACUCAUUAGGAAACUUCUAGAUAUAUUGACUGUUGGGACUCAGCAGUUGUUCUUGUCCGUACAAGGAGACGAUUAAAAAGUGACACGUUUCAACUUAGGAACUUUCAGCAUUAUUUUCAUCAUCCAUUUCUCCUUUGAAAUUACUUCAUUAUAUACAUAACCAUAUUCAGAUUUUUUAAGGAAUUGAAAUAAAAAAUAAAAAAUUACGUGGGGUUUGUCCAUUUUAAAUGGUGUCCACGAGGGUAAGAAAAGGUACUACUGUUUUCAUACAUUUUCUAAGAGUUUCUCUCCUCAAAAUGUGGAUGACCUCUCAUUUAUAUAAUGAGCAAAGAGUUCGGUUCAUGAGAUGGUAUGUAUAGUUACUGAGUCUUUGCAGAUGAUUUGUAUGACAUUAUAAUUUUUUUUAAGUACAUGAUAUGGGGAAUUUUCCAUUUCUGAUGAGCUGGCUUUACAGUCAAUGUUACUGUCCCAAAAGACAGUUUGGAGGUACCUUAAACCCUAAGCAGCUUCCAUUAUGCAAUACCUAAUUGGUAUUACAAUUCGCUGUGUAAAUUCAUAUGGUGUGGGAUAUGUGGGCUAUAAUGCCUUACAAGAUUAUCCUAUAAAUCAUACAUUUAGAACAAAAAAGGGAAAUUAAGAAAAGAAUGAAUGCAUUGAAAGUGCUCUCUACUUGACAUGGGCAUUGUUUGAUUGUUUGUUAUUUUUGUACUAAUUUAAUUACAGGACUUGAAGGUAAUUGUAUUAAAGUGGAAGGCACUUCCUGUAUUUUAUUUUUCUUAAUUUCAUGUCAAUGCCUCAUCUGUAAUGCUAGUCUGAUUUUUUAAUAUACAUGAUGCUUUUUGAGCAUUGCGUGGUAAUGGGUGGUCCUCUUGCUCAUCUUUUUUAUAAACUAGUUUUUUAAAAAUGGAAUAUGUAGUAAGCUAACAGCUUUUUAGACAUUUUAUAAAAAGUGAUAUGCAAAUAGUUGCAUAAAGGAAACCCAGCUGAAAAUUUUUAUUUUAUAUAUUUAUUCUGCCAUACAUACCCUUACUACUUAUAUUACAUCAUUUUAACCAUUUAAUGAUGGUGUGAAGCUAAUAGUCUGAAUACUCCUUUUAAACUGCAAAUGCUGCUUCAUAAGGUUCCAAUUAUUCUUGGUGUGUUUGGUGCAAAGUUGAAAUUACUCAAAAAGUUUCUUUGUCAAGGAAAGCACUUUAGGAAUUUGCUGUAUAUUAUUUUUUUUUUUUAGGUACAGCCUUUAUUUAUUGCAGGCUAGCACAUUUGCCCCAUAAACUUAGUCAGCAAAAGACAAGAAGUAAAUUUUUUAUAAAUGUGAUAAAGUGUGAUAUUCAUAUGUGCCUAGAGAGUUGCAGUAGCCUGAAAUUGUAGGUAUAAAAAUUAAAUUGUAUGUACAUCAUUUUAGGCCCAGCUGGGCCUAACCAUGAUCCUCAAUAUAAAUUACUCUCGAAUGUAAUUUAAUCAAUGGUUAUUUCAGGUAAUUUUCUUUUUGGAUUUGAUAUUGUUUUUGAUACUGAAACUUCAGAUCAGUAUGGUAACAUUCUGCCCCAGUAUUUAUCACUUAUGCUGACGAACCUUAUAAUGAAUUAGAUUUAAUCUUAUCUUCAUAUUAUGUCAUCACUAUGGAUAUAUUCAUUCAUAUAUCAUUAUCAUCCAUGAAACUCAUGAGUUCUUCUUUUACCUGACAUCGUAUUUCUCAUGACAAUGUACUUCAAGUGAUUUUACUUGAAGUAUAUUGGAACUAUAGUCAAUUUGUAAGUAUUUUUAUGAAAUAAAUCAGUAAGUUUUUGUGAACACAGUGUUUAAUAUAAUCCCAUUUUGUCAUUCCUACAUAAUACAACAAUGAAUAAAAAGGGAAUUACAAAACAGAGACACGGCAGGACAAAACAGUGAGUUAGACGAAACAAAAAAACUGCACUUAAAUCAAUAAAAUCAAUUGAGAUCUGAGAAAUACAGUCUGUUAAAUGAAGAACUCAUAGGUCUUUUAAAUGAUAAUGAUAUAUGAGUGAGUAUAUCCAUGGUUAAUUAAUUAUAAGUUUUUUCAGGACUAGUAAUAAAUAUUGGAGCAGGUCAUUACAAAUACUACAAAAUGCAAAAAAUGUGAAUCUCAGGAAAAAAUAAAACUGAUUUUUAACAUUUGUGUCAAAUGAAUGUUUACAGAAUAUGUAUUAUCAUUUGAAUAAACUGUCUUUAAGUAUUUGUGUAACUCAAAGAAAGACUAAAAAUUUUCUUUCAUGUACAAUUUAAACAGUCAUAAUGUUGAGCAGGGUAUAAUAUUCAUAAAUAUACAUUUCUACAUACGAGCUUGUAACCAUAUGCCAAAAAACAGAAGUUUAUAGCACACCAUAUCACUGAAUGCAUGCUAUUCUUCUUUCUUCUUUUAUAGGGUUUUAGACGUAUGAAUGCAUACUAUACCUUAACCUGGAGAAAUUAGCUCAGAAUCCAAAGAUUACCCAUCAAAAAUCGUUACCCAAAGAAAUUAGCUCUUUAUUUAUCUUUUAUAUGGGAGGUCAUCCAUAAUUUGAGGAGAGAAGCUCUCAGAAAAUAUAUAAAAACUGUAGGAUAUGUGACGAAUUAGAGCUGUGAUUGCGAUAGUUUUUAGCACCGAUAUUGAGAGGGCUAGACUAGAAUGAGGAAAGGGAGUAGCAAGGUAUUUUUCCAAUUUGUAUAAUAUUGCGUGAGUGGAAAUAUGUGUUAAGUGUUUUGAAUUAUAUGUUUCAAGCAAUUACUGAAAUAUUGUAAGAUUUCCUGUCAGAAAAGAAUUGUAACUCAUAUUUAAUGUUUGUGUUAUCAUGUUCAUUGUCUUAAAUUGCAAUAUAAGAAUUAGUAAAUUUUUUGUUGCACUUCAGUAAGGUAAUGAAAAUGAAGUUUUCAUAAUGAAUGAUUAUUUCAUUUAAGUAUUGUAUUGAAAUAUCAUAUUGGGGUCACCCUAUGACAAUAUAUUGCUUUUAUAUUUUAUCGAAUGUAUUCUUUUUUGUACAAAAAUAAAUAGCAAUAUGAAGACAAUA
Penaeus vannamei (Pacific white shrimp) is the source of this 4578-nucleotide messenger RNA. It is a transcript of the gene gb, whose product is annotated as solute carrier family 7 member genderblind. Gene Ontology annotation, biological process: amino acid transmembrane transport. The record is from RefSeq and is a predicted model, not a curated record. Gene Ontology annotation, molecular function: L-amino acid transmembrane transporter activity. Gene Ontology annotation, cellular component: membrane. Lineage: Eukaryota; Metazoa; Arthropoda; Malacostraca; Decapoda; Penaeidae.